Linum trigynum is the source of this 384-nucleotide messenger RNA. NCBI's taxonomy places the organism in Eukaryota, Viridiplantae, Streptophyta, Magnoliopsida, Malpighiales, Linaceae. The record is from the annotation of a GenBank genome assembly.
AUGAAGAGGAAUUCUGGGAACUGGGUAAUGUACUUGUUGGUGGUGGCUGGAACAGCUUUAAUGCUGCUGCUUAACUCAUCUGCAUGCAUCAGCGCAGCUAGCUUACCUAUUCCCGAAGCAGCCUUCGGCGUCCAUACUGACACGGUGGUAGUGGCAGCAGCAGCAAUAACUAGCAGGAAGCUUCAGGAGGAUUCAAAAUCCGAGCAACAUUCUGCAGAAGAAGAAGCAGCAGGUGAUGUGGUGGGGCUGGAAGAUUACAGGCCGAUAGAUCCAGUGCCAAGCUCAAAGGCAUCAGUGAAACCAGGGCCAAUUGAACAUGGGACUCCACUCAACCCUUUCAUCCCCAGGAGCCCUCCUCCUACACCUCCACCUUCCUCCUACUAA